Messenger RNA from Thalassophryne amazonica, 2774 nucleotides. RefSeq names its product metal transporter CNNM4-like. Lineage: Eukaryota; Metazoa; Chordata; Actinopteri; Batrachoidiformes; Batrachoididae. Gene Ontology annotation, cellular component: plasma membrane. Gene Ontology annotation, biological process: magnesium ion homeostasis; magnesium ion transport. The transcript is spliced from 8 exons. Gene Ontology annotation, molecular function: sodium ion transmembrane transporter activity; magnesium ion transmembrane transporter activity. Bases 1 to 2751 code for a protein of 916 amino acids. The record is from RefSeq and is a predicted model, not a curated record.
AUGGCGACGGAGCGGAGCGGCCAGCGCGGCGGGGCUCUGACCGUCGUGGUGUUCGUGUGGAGCGCCGUCACCGGAGCCGCGGAGGCGGUGUCCGGCGGCAGUCAGGUGCUCGGCAUGCGGCUGGAGAGGAGCGACCGUCCGGCCUCCACCACCGAGGACGGCGUCAUCCAGCUGACGGAGGAGAGCUCGGCGCUGCUCCGCUUCUACGGGCUGCAGCUGCACGCGGGCACCGGGACGCACAUCCGCUUCACGGAGCUGCUCCCGCGCGGAGGAGAGGAGGAGCAGCAGGAGGAGCAGCGGGACAACCGGACCUGCGUGGACUUCACCCAGGACAUCACGGUCGGCACCGUCAUGAACGUCAGCAGCCGCGGCACCUCCGGGCUCGUCACCGUGCGCGUGAAGCCGCUCCGCAAGAACGAGGCGCGGAAGGAGUACGCGCUGUGCGCGCGCGGCGCGGAGGGCAGCGGCUGGCUGCUGCUCGGGGACACCGACGGCCGCGUGCUAGUGGUGGAGGAGAAGAAGUCCCUGCUGCCGCUGUGGCUGCAGGUCGGCCUGAUCUGCUGCCUGCUGGCGCUGUCCGGCAUGUUCAGCGGCCUGAACCUGGGUCUGAUGGCCCUCGACCCCAUGGAGCUCCGGAUCGUGCAGAGCUGCGGCACCGACAAGGAGAAGAAGUACGCGCGCAAGAUCGAGCCCAUCCGGAGCAAAGGCAACUACCUGCUGUGCUCGCUGCUCCUGGGGAACGUGCUGGUCAACACCACUCUCACCAUCCUCCUGGACGACCUGAUCGGCUCCGGCCUUGGGGCCGUGGUGGCCUCCACCAUCGGCAUCGUCAUCUUCGGCGAGAUCGUGCCCCAGGCGCUGUGCUCCCGGCACGGGCUGGCGGUCGGUGCCAACACCAUCGUCCUGACCAAGUUCUUCAUGCUGCUCACCUUCCCGCUGUCCUUCCCGGUCAGCAAGCUGCUGGACGUGCUGCUGGGCCAGGAGAUCGGCACCGUGUACAACCGGGAGAAGCUGGUGGAGAUGCUGAAAGUGACCGAGCCCUACAACGACCUGGUCAAAGAGGAGCUGAACAUGAUCCAGGGCGCGCUGGAGCUGCGCACCAAGACGGUGGAGGACGUCAUGACGCCGCUGGCCAACUGCUUCAUGAUGCAGGCGGACGCCGUGCUCGACUUCAACACCAUGUCGGAGAUCAUGGAGAGCGGCUACACGCGCAUCCCGGUCUACGACGACGAGAGGUCCAACAUCGUGGACAUCCUGUACGUGAAGGACCUGGCCUUCGUGGACCCGGACGACUGCACCACUCUGAAGACCAUCACCAAGUUCUACAACCACCCGGUGCACUUCGUCUUCCACGACACCAAGCUGGACGCCAUGCUGGAGGAGUUCAAGAAAGGUAAAUCCCACCUGGCCAUCGUCCAGAAGGUGAACAACGAGGGGGAGGGGGACCCUUUCUAUGAGGUGCUGGGAUUGGUCACCCUGGAAGACGUCAUUGAGGAGAUCAUCAAAUCUGAGAUCCUGGAUGAGUCUGACCUUUACACUGAUAACAGAAAUGGGAAAAAGGUCGACCCCAACAAAAACAAGCGCAACUUCUCCGCCUUCAAGCAAGACGGUGACAGUAAGGUGAAGAUUUCUCCUCAGCUGCUGCUGGCAGCGCAUCGCUUCCUGGCUACAGAGGUGAGCCAGUUCAGUCCAUUCCAGAUCACAGAGAAGGUCUUACUCCGGAUCCUCAGACAUCCCGACGUCAUCCAGGAGCUGAAAUUCAAUGAAAACGACAAACGCUCUCCGCAGCAUUUCCUCUAUCAGCGGGGUAAACCUGUGGACUACUUUGUGCUCAUCCUGCAGGGUCGAGUGGAAGUGGAAGCAGGAAAAGAAAAUAUGAGGUUUGAAACUGGUCCGUUCUCCUAUUACGGCAUCAUGGCUCUGAGCUCACUGUCACAGGCUGUCACCCCGCCUCUCUCCCCGUCGGUGAACUCACCCCCUCCACGACGCCUCUCUCUUAAGAGGUUUUCUCUGUUCUCUCGUUUCCCAGAGUUCCGAUCUCCGUCUCACGGGAGCAAUCUGAACCGCUCGGUGUCUCUGAGCUGCGCCGAGCGCGCUCCGGAAGGCAGCUCUGUCUGCGGCAGCAACACGCAGAUCCCCGGCACGCCCUUCCAGUACGUCCCAGACUUCUGUGCACGUGCACUCACAGACCUGCAGUUUGUCAAGAUCACUCGAGCUCAGUAUCAAAACGGUCUGCUGGCAUCCCGGCUGGACAGCUCCCCACAGUCUCCAGAGGGCAGUCGUUGCCUGGACACGGCCGUCUCUUUGCCUCCUGUGACGCCACCUGGAACACAAACGCCGCUGCCUUUGGCCACUCCUCCUGUGAAACGCCCUCUGUCCGGCGCUCAGCCGGUGCCGCCGAACAGCCACGUCUCACUGCCCCCAACCACGUCGUCCUCCGGCCGCCCGCCCAGCCAGUUCCUGCAGCAGGUCUCACACUCAUCAAGUAAUCACACCCCCUUAUCCCAAACUCCUCCCGCCUCCACGGGUACGAUUACGUCCACCUCGAACCCCCACAUGACUCAGACCUCUCGUCACUCUUUGAAGUCCCAGCUGAUGCCGCGCUCUGCCGGCCUGACCAACGGGCCGGGAGAAACCACCACGCUGCUCAGUGAGCAGCAGAACUGCGUGGGCCCUCAAAGGCCCGGCCACACCCAGGCGCCCCCUCACCUGCACCCUGUGAGUCACGUGCACACUGAAAGCACCAUUUAGCUGCUGUCCUGGCAGGAGGCGAC